UAGAGAGCGCGUCUACGUGAAAAAAAGAGGGAAUGGAGAAUUCAAAUUCCCGCUAGAGCUCAGUUUUUAAAAGACAAUUAACCCUCCAAACGUCUUCUUCCUUUUCCUCUUCCUCUGUUCAAAUUCCAAACCCCCGCCUACAAUAAGUCAAACAACAAACCCUCUCUUCUCCAAUCUCCGCCUUCCUUUUUAACGGUAUUAACCUCUCUUCCCUUCCUCCCUCUUUUUAUCAAAUCAAAUCCACAGUCCUUGCAGUUCCAUUAACUGCAUCAGAUCUUCAGCCAAACAAGAAGAUAAUGGCCUUGUCUUAUACCGAUAUCAUAGAUCCCCCUUCAAGGCAUCACGCUUAUAGCAGAAAACAGAAAUCUCUCGGUCUCUUAUGCACCAAUUUUUUGACCCUGUAUAAUCGAGAUGACAUUGACGUGAUUGGACUUGAUGAUGCCGCUUCUAAAUUAGGAGUUGAGAGAAGACGGAUCUAUGAUAUAGUGAAUGUCUUGGAGAGUGUUGGGGUUCUUGCAAGAAAGGCGAAGAAUAAGUAUUCAUGGAAGGGAUUUGCUUCAGUCCCUAAAGCUUUACAAGAUUUGAAGGAAGAGGGUUUGAGAGAUAAUGUCAAUACAAUUGAUAGGCAAAGCAAUAAUUCCGCGAAAGUUGCAAAUGAUGAUGAGGACGAGGACGAUGACUCUGAUUCUAAUCCUAACACAGGAAGCCAGAAUGAGAAUUCUGGUAUUAUCAAAUCUACGGCUGUGUCAAGAUCUGAUCAUCGGAGAGAAAAGUCGUUGGGGCUUCUUACUCAGAACUUCGUGAAGCUCUUUGUGUGCUCCAACGCAAAUUUGAUCUCACUCGAUGAAUCUGCCAAGUUAUUACUUGGAGAUGGCCACAAUUUGUCAAUUAUGAGAACGAAAGUAAGGAGGCUAUAUGACAUUGCAAAUGUGUUGUCUUCUCUGAAACUUAUUGAGAAGACCCAUACUGCUGAUACAAGGAAACCUGCAUUCAGAUGGUUAGGCUUCAGAGGCAAAUCAGAGAACGGAUCUGGUGAUCCUUUGGCUCCUUUUGAGUCUAAGAAGAGGACAUUUGGAGCUGAUAUCACAAACACAUGUUUCAAAAGAAACAAAAUGGAUUCUUCAGUUGACGGGGAUAAAAGCCAGAAUCUGAAGAUGCAACAAAUAAAAGAUGAAAAUACGGUAACUGUCGCCGAGAGAGGCUAUUUUGGUCAGGAUUUACAGCAGAAGUCGGGAAGUUUCCAGUUUGGCCCCUUUGCUCCUGUUAGCGUGGCCAAAGCGGGAAACCCUGAAGACAAACUGACUCGGGUCUAUGAUUGGGAGGGUCUUUCCUCUACUUUUCGUCCUCAAUAUCACAACCAAGCUCUGAGAGAUCUCUUUUCCCAUUACACGGAAGCAUGGAAAUCAUGGUACACUGCAGUUGCUGAGAAGAAACCAUUACACAUCUCCUAAUUUCUGAAACUUUGUGGCUCUGCUUUUCGCUAUGACCAGUACAGUGUUGGGUUCUCAAAAUUCUUCUUUUUGUACUUUUUAGGACAGAAGAAAUGGCUUCAGGUUGGAUGCACAUUCCCCGUGCACCAUCUUAGCAUGGCCACGCAAUGUUCUUUAUCUGAUGCAUCGAAGCAAAUAAAUUUGAAUAUAUGGUCUUUUCUCCGUAGGUUAACUAGCUACGAAGUUGCCUUCGAUUGUGCAACAUAUCAUUUUCUUCAUGGAACAGCAGCUGUAGCACAAUACUUUCCUGACUUUUAUCUAUCAAGAACUUGUUCUGCA
Messenger RNA from Populus euphratica (Euphrates poplar), 1769 nucleotides. RefSeq names its product DP-E2F-like 1 (gene DEL1). Lineage: Eukaryota; Viridiplantae; Streptophyta; Magnoliopsida; Malpighiales; Salicaceae. Gene Ontology annotation, cellular component: RNA polymerase II transcription regulator complex. Gene Ontology annotation, biological process: regulation of transcription by RNA polymerase II. The record is from RefSeq and is a predicted model, not a curated record. The transcript has 12 exons. Bases 297 to 1451 code for a protein of 384 amino acids. Gene Ontology annotation, molecular function: DNA-binding transcription factor activity, RNA polymerase II-specific; RNA polymerase II cis-regulatory region sequence-specific DNA binding.